Messenger RNA from Astyanax mexicanus (Mexican tetra), 1694 nucleotides. RefSeq names its product transaldolase 1 (gene taldo1). The record is from RefSeq and is a predicted model, not a curated record. The transcript has 8 exons. Gene Ontology annotation, biological process: carbohydrate metabolic process; pentose-phosphate shunt; pentose-phosphate shunt, non-oxidative branch. Bases 109 to 1122 code for a protein of 337 amino acids. Lineage: Eukaryota; Metazoa; Chordata; Actinopteri; Characiformes; Acestrorhamphidae. Gene Ontology annotation, molecular function: transaldolase activity. Gene Ontology annotation, cellular component: cytoplasm; intracellular anatomical structure.
ACUAGAACGAUUCCCUCGCGAGCCGAACGUCGCCAGCGCCAAAGCUCGUGCUCUUUCCCAGCUCACGCGCUUCAGCAGCGGUAUAAAAGCGGGUCUGUACGGGGAGAGAUGUCUGAGUCUCCGGAGAAGCGGCGCAGGAUGGAGUCCGCGCUGGACCAGCUGAAAAAGUUUACCGUGGUGGUGGCGGACACCGGCGACUUUAACGCCAUUGAGGAGUACAAGCCCCAGGAUGCUACAACAAACCCCUCCCUCAUUCUGGCAGCAGCCAAGAUGUCGGCCUAUCAGCAACUGGUGGACCAAGCAAUUAAAUUUGGCAUUGCCAAUGGCGGGACUGAGGAAGAGCAGUUGAUCAACACUGUUGACAAGCUGUUUGUCAACUUUGGACUGGAGAUCCUGAAGAAGAUCCCUGGUAGAGUCUCCACAGAGGUGGAUGCAAGGCUUUCCUUUGAUAAAGAUGCGAUGGUGACUCGUGCACGGAGGCUCAUUUCUCUGUAUGAAGAGGCUGGAAUUAGUAAAGACCGUGUGCUAAUCAAGCUGUCCUCUACGUGGGAGGGCAUUCAGGCUGGAAGGGAGUUGGAGGAAAAGUAUGGGAUACACUGCAACAUGACCCUGCUGUUCUCCUUCGCCCAGGCAGUGGCUUGUGCCGAGGCCCGGGUCACUCUUAUCUCACCCUUCGUGGGCCGCAUUCUCGACUGGUACAAAGAGAACACCGACCGCAAGAGCUAUGAGCCACAUGAAGACCCAGGUGUGCUGAGUGUGACCAAGAUCUACAACUACUACAAGAAAUUUGGCUACCAAACUGUGGUGAUGGGCGCCUCCUUUAGGAACAUUGGAGAGGUGAAGGCUCUGGCUGGCUGUGACCUGCUCACAAUCUCACCUGGUCUGCUGGGAGAGCUCAGCAAGGAUCACAGCGCCAUAUCCUGCGCUCUCACUCCACAGUCAGCAAAGGAAUGUGAUCUGGACAAGGUGCACCUGGACGAGAAGGCUUUCCGCUGGCUUCACAACGAGGACCGCAUGGCCGUGGAGAAGCUCUCUGAUGGAAUCCGUAAAUUUGCUGCUGAUGCAGUGAAACUCGAGACGAUGAUAAAGGAGAAGAUGUUCAAUGAGAAGAAUGGACAGUGAAGAAGAGCUGCAGACCCUGAUGUGGCAGAGGGGCUACACCUCCUCCCUCCUGAUCCUCCUCUCCUGAUUGGCCCCUUGAGCUGCACUUUGCCACUAUUGGCAGCAAAUCGUGACUGACUGCUGAUUUGGUUCUGAUGUUGAACAUUCCUUAGUCUUAAAAUUGUGACCAAAAACCACAUGCUUUUGCUUAAUAUGUAGUUUUGAUGUAUUAAGUGCACCUUAAGAAGUAAUCUAGGACCAGAAAUGUCUAUUUUAAGACUUAAAAUUUGUUAUUAGGGAGAAAAAGAAAAUCUGUAUCUUAAAUCGUCCAUCAGAGCUACACUUGUACCUGAUUCUCCUGGCUGAGAUGUGGUUGGGAACAGGAGUAGCCUGGAGUAAAGUGGAAGCCAGCUGUGCAGCUUGGUACGUUUGAGAUGAGUGAGGCCUUUCUAAAAGGUCAGGAAUCAGUCAGAUCCACUCCUGCUUCACAUUUCCAAUAAACCCUUGAAGGGAACGGCCCAAAUGUUUCACAAAGAGACACUUUCAGGACAUGACGAUCUAAAAACCCAAUUAUUAAAGACCUAUUUCCUCAA